AUGGCGGUCCUCAGUCCUUUACUCACGGCCAUGAUGGCUCUCUCGCACAGUGCAUCCACCCAAUUCAGGGCGCCUGCCGAGUCCGACAUUCAAAUCGGGACCAUCAUGAGCUGGCCCACUGCAGAGUCCACCAUGGACGACACAUCUCCAGACCCCAAUUCCCAAGUGCGCGACACUCGGCAAGAGAUUGCCGACAUCGCCAAAGCCGUCGCAAAGCACCAAGCAGUGGAGAUGUUCGUUCGGGACCCUGAAUUAGGAGAGCCUGCUCGUGAUAUCCCAGACACGAACUUGGAGACUGCGCGAGAGAUGUUGGGCAGCGUCAAGAAUGUGACUCUUCACGUUACGCAAAACGUCCACUCACUAUGGGCUCGAGAUACUGGUCCUGUCUUUGUACGGUCUCUCAAUGGAACCGUCAAGAACACAUGGGGUGCAAGUGAUGAUCCCGGUCUUGGUUUCGAGAGGAAGAACACAUCCGGCGAAGUCGUCGGUUUGCUCCUCAAUUACAACAACUGGGGCCGUAAGACUCUCCCAAACACAGACUCCUGGUUUGCUGCAUAUGCCUCUCAAGCGCUGAACAAAUCCUCACGCACGGCUCCCUUCAUUGCUGAGGGCGGCGGCAUCGAAGUGGAUGGAGAAGGCACCUUGCUCGCCUCGGAGUCUUCGAUCCUGAACCCCAACCGCAACCCCGGUGUCGACAAGCCGACGAUGGAGCGCUACUUUGCCGAGUUCCUGGGAAUCGAGAAGACGAUUUGGAUACCCGGAUUCCGUGGAGGUGAUAUAACAGACGAUCACAUCGACUCCAUCGCACGCUUCGCAGCGCCGGGGACUGUUCUCCUCAGCAAAGCUUUCGAUAACGGGGAGGAUGGUGCUCUCGACGACUACUAUGACAUAAAAGACAUCCUCAGUAAAGCAACAGAUGCCAAGGGCAGGAAACUCAGAGUCAUCGACGUUCCGGAACCGGAUCCAGUCAAGGUGCUUGGUGAGGAUUAUACCCCUGAGCUCGGCACGGUGUCAUAUGUCAACUACUUGGUCGUCAAUGGAGCGGUGAUUGUGGCGAAGUUUGGGGAUGACGAGUUUGAUCGCGAGGCGGCGAGGAUUAUUGGCGAGCAGCAUCCUGGGAGGGUGGUGGAGCAUGUUCGUCUGCAUCAGUUGGCGACGCAGGGCGGGGGGAUUCAUUGUGCUACGCAACAGAUUCCUGCUUGA
This is a messenger RNA of Zasmidium cellare ATCC 36951, 1203 nucleotides long. RefSeq lists its product as uncharacterized. NCBI's taxonomy places the organism in Eukaryota, Fungi, Ascomycota, Dothideomycetes, Mycosphaerellales, Mycosphaerellaceae. Gene Ontology annotation, molecular function: agmatine deiminase activity; protein-arginine deiminase activity. The transcript has a single exon. Gene Ontology annotation, biological process: putrescine biosynthetic process. The record is from RefSeq and is a predicted model, not a curated record. The coding region runs from base 1 to 1203 and encodes 400 amino acids.